AUUUGUACUACUAUGCGUUAAGGCUUUUAUGCUGAUGUCUAAGGGUGUCACUGGUGUACCCUCGUUUAUGCAUUGUCCUCUACAUAUUAAUGUUUCAAUUUUAUUUCUUUUUUCUUGUUGUGAGUGGGUUGUUGAAUUAUUUAAGACAUGAUUUUAUCUGAGUACAGUAACCUUACUUUUUUUUGGGGUGCUUUUUUUAUGUUCUGAUAAUGCCUGCCCUAUAUUGUUUUGGUACACACUGCUUACUUUUCCUAUUAUUGUUAGUUCUCAUGCUGAUUUGUUUUUUAGCAACUUCUAAAGUAAAUGUCUUACUUGCCUUAUAGGUUUUUGACAAAACUUCUCACCGAGGAUUUGCCUCGGCUUUUUGUACGCCCAAAGAAGAUUGUUUUGGAUUUCCAAAAGAUAAAAGCUGUUGUUCCUGUUCCAAAUGCUUUCAAGUCAGGAGGAAUGCCAGAAGGAAAUAAGGAUUUUGUUGGAGAAUUAUCGGCGACUCUCGUAGAUGCUCGAAAGCUUUCUUAUCUUUUCUAUGGCAAAACUGAUCCUUAUGUUGUUCUAAGCUUGGGUGAUCAAGUAAUACGCAGUAAAAAGAACAGUCAAACAACUGUUAUUGGACCUCCUGGUGAGCCAAUUUGGAAUCAGGAUUUUCACAUGCUAGUUGCAAACCCUAGAAAACAGAAAUUAUGUGUUCAAGUGAAGGACUCCCUCGGAUUCACAGAUUUGACUAUUGGUACUGGAGAGCUUAAGGGAGGUGACAGAUUAGGGGUUUGGAACUCAUUGCUAACAACAAAUCCACAAGCAGUAAUCAGUUUAGACAAGGUGGAUCUGGGAUCUCUAGAAGAUACUGUACCUACGGACAGGAUUGUGGUUCUGAAUGGAGGUUGGGGGCUUUUUAGGAAGGGAUCUGCUGGAGAAAUCUUACUACGGCUGACAUAUAAAGCAUAUGUUGAGGAUGAAGAAGAUGAAAGGCUCGAGGCUAAAUCCAUGGGUACAGAUGCUUCAGAUGAUGAAUUGUCAGAUUCUGAUGUAUCAGAUGCUGCAAACAAGCAGCAUAAAAUGGAUUCAACAGGCGGACCAGAUAAAGAAUCUUUCAUGGAUGUUCUAGCAGCUUUGAUUGUCAGCGAGGAAUUUCAAGGGAUAGUGGCAUCUGAAACAGGAAAUUCUAAAUUGUCUGAAGAUGUCCCUAGUACAGUGUCAUCAGGAUCAAGAUCACGUGGCUCUGUAGGUCAAUCUCCAGCGCCUCCAAAUUCUGACAGUGGUUUGGAAGGUUUUGGAGGAUCGGCCUUAUUUUGGCUUGCUUUAAUCACAAGUAUCUCAGUGCUUAUAGCUCUCAAUGUGGGUGGUUCAAGUUUUUUCAAUCCUUGA
This is a messenger RNA of Ilex paraguariensis (yerba mate), 1362 nucleotides long. The record is from the annotation of a GenBank genome assembly. NCBI's taxonomy places the organism in Eukaryota, Viridiplantae, Streptophyta, Magnoliopsida, Aquifoliales, Aquifoliaceae.